Messenger RNA from Capsicum annuum, 1226 nucleotides. Its product is annotated as disease resistance protein RFL1. Gene Ontology annotation, molecular function: ATP hydrolysis activity; ADP binding. The record is from RefSeq and is a predicted model, not a curated record. Lineage: Eukaryota; Viridiplantae; Streptophyta; Magnoliopsida; Solanales; Solanaceae.
UUCUCGAGCAAAGUAGAGAUUUUGGAGAGCUCGUGUGUGAUGUUUAUGAAAGCGAGGAGUGUCCAAUGCAGGUGCAACCAGUUCAGGAGGAGAAGUCAAAACAGAAUUUAGAAGUGGUUUGGACAUGGUUACAGGAUGAGAAUGUCUCAAGCAUCGGAAUAUAUGGUAUGGGAGGGGUGGGUAAAACCACUUUGGCAAAACAUAUUCAUAAUCGUCUUAUUAAUGACCAUCGUUAUCAAGUUCUCUGGCUUACCGUCUCUCAAGGGUUCAGCGUCAAAGGAUUACAAGAUGAGCUUGCCAAAUUUGUGAAUCUAGAUCUUUCAAAUGAGGAGGAUGAACAUAGAAGGUCAGCCAAAUUAAACCAUGCAUUCCAAAAAAUGAAUAAAAUGGUUAUCAUAUUGGAUGAUAUCUGGGAUCGCCUUUCCUUGGAGAAGUUGGGUGACCCUCUUGGUGUAGAGGGUUAUAAGGUGAUUCUAACAACUCGCUCAUAUGAAGUCUGCCGAAAGAUGGGUUGUCAGAAACUACUCGAAGUGAAGACCCUGAAUGCUGAUGAUGCUUGGGAGCUGUUCAGGAAGGGUCUAGGAUUUGAGACUCAGCUUAGUCCAGAUAUUGAGAGUGUUGCCAAAUCGAUGGCAGAAAGGUGUGAGGGCUUGCCGCUUGGGCUCAUCACUUUGGCGGGAAGCAUGAGAGGGGUGACCGAUAUAAGGGAGUGGCGGAAUGCUCUGAACGAUUUCCUUGAGAACAUGGAAAGCGAUGUCUUCAAGGUACUGAAGUAUAGUUACGAUCGGUUGAGAGAUACAACUAUGCAAGAGUGCUUCUUGUACUGUGCUUUGUAUCCCGAGGACUGUGCAAUUCUCAGAGAUGAGCUUAUUGGUAGAUUUAUAAUGGAGGGACUGGUGAAGGGAAGUAGUAGGGAAGAUGAGUUUAACCAUGGCCAUACCAUAUUGAAUAAACUAGUCAAGCUCUGCUUACUUGAAGCAACUGUCGAUUACUUUGGAGAUGAAGCAGUAAGGAUGCAUGAUCUACUCAGAGAAAUGGCAUUGCGGAUCACAAACGAUAAACCAAGGUACAUGGUAAGGGCAGGAAUAGGACCACAAGUGUUGGAGGAGCAGGAUUGGGUGUUCGAUUUGGAGAGAGCCUCUUUUUACCAAAGCAAGAUAAAGAGAAUCCCUGAAGAGAUGUCACCCAAUUGCCCCACAUUAUCAACCUUGAUUUUGUCCAGAUGU